CAGAGGAGGCGUUAAAUUUACAACCAGUAUUUUGAGUCAACUCAAAUUUCAAUUUACAGGGUAAACUUAUCGUGAAUUUGGUUCGCCGAAUAGCGAACGAUCAAUACAAAGUCAUCCGAUAAACGGCUUCAUCAUUUUGGAAUUAUUCCCAUACCAAAAAUCCAAGAUGACCGAUUCAAAAUACUUCACGACCACUAAGAAGGGCGAAAUAUUCGAGCUCAAGUCAGAAUUGAACAACGAUAAGAAGGAGAAGAAGAAAGAAGCGGUGAAGAAGGUUAUCGCUUCCAUGACCGUUGGAAAAGAUGUGUCGGCUCUGUUUCCCGACGUCGUCAAUUGCAUGCAAACGGACAAUUUGGAGCUCAAGAAACUCGUCUAUCUAUACCUGAUGAAUUACGCCAAGUCCCAACCGGAUAUGGCCAUAAUGGCAGUCAACACUUUCGUUAAAGAUUGCGAGGAUCCCAAUCCCUUGAUUCGAGCACUUGCAGUCCGAACUAUGGGAUGCAUUAGAGUCGAUAAAAUCACCGAAUACCUAUGUGAACCUUUGAGGAAGUGUCUCAAGGAUGAGGAUCCUUAUGUUAGAAAGACAGCUGCUGUUUGCGUUGCCAAACUCUACGAUAUUUCUUCCGGUCUCGUCGAAGAUCAGGGUUUUUUGGAUCAGCUCAAGGAGUUACUGAGCGAUUCUAAUCCGAUGGUUGUAGCCAAUGCCGUAGCGGCUUUAUCCGAGAUUAACGAGAGUAGUCCCACUGGACAACCGCUAGUCGAACUCAACACGUCGACCAUCAACAAACUCUUAACGGCUUUGAAUGAGUGCACGGAAUGGGGACAAGUGUUCAUCUUGGACUCUUUAUCAAACUACAACCCGAAGGACGACCGUGAAGCUCAAAGCAUAUGCGAAAGAAUAACACCAAGACUGGCCCAUGCCAACGCUGCUGUAGUUUUAUCGGCAGUCAAGGUUCUGAUGAAAAUGAUGGAAAUCCUCGCUGCAGACACAGAAUUCUGCGCCAGUUUAAGCAAGAAGCUGGCCCCUCCGCUAGUCACUCUCCUCUCCUCCGAACCCGAGGUUCAGUACGUGGCACUCAGAAAUAUCAAUCUAAUCGUGCAGAAGAAACCGGACAUACUCAAGCACGAGAUGAAGGUCUUCUUCGUCAAGUACAACGACCCCAUCUACGUGAAACUGGAAAAAUUGGACAUAAUGAUCCGUUUGGCCUCCCAGGCCAACAUCGCCCAGGUGCUGAGCGAGCUGAAGGAGUACGCCACUGAAGUCGACGUGGAUUUCGUCAGGAAGGCCGUCAGGGCCAUCGGCAGGUGCGCCAUCAAGGUAGAACCCUCUGCCGAGAGAUGCGUAUCGACCCUGCUCGAUCUGAUCCAGACCAAAGUCAACUACGUGGUGCAGGAGGCCAUCGUUGUGAUCAAGGAUAUAUUCAGGAAGUACCCCAACAAGUACGAGAGCAUCAUCAGCACCCUCUGCGAGAACCUGGACACUCUGGACGAGCCGGAGGCCAGAGCCAGCAUGGUGUGGAUAAUCGGGGAGUACGCGGAGAGGAUAGACAACGCCGACGAGCUGCUGGACAGCUUCCUGGAGGGCUUCGCCGACGAGAACGCCCAGGUGCAGCUCCAACUGCUGACGGCGGUCGUCAAGCUGUUCCUGAAGCGUCCCGCCCACACGCAGGCCCUCGUCCAGCACGUCCUCAGCCUGGCCACGCAGGACUCCGACAAUCCGGACCUCAGGGACAGAGGAUUCAUUUACUGGAGGUUAUUGAGUACAGAUCCUGCUGCAGCGAAGGAAGUGGUUCUGGCAGACAAACCGUUGAUUUCCGAAGAAACAGAUCUGUUAGAACCUACUUUAUUGGAUGAACUCAUCUGUCAUAUUUCAUCCUUGGCCAGCGUUUACCACAAACCUCCUACGGCGUUUGUAGAAGGACGUAGCGCAGGCAUAAGAAAAACCCUUCCAGCAGCCAAACCUGGAGUUGAAGAGCCCGCACCAGAAGCCACUGUGAUCCCCAGUCAAGAAUCCCUGAUAGGGGAUCUUUUAUCCAUGGAUAUCGGUAGUACCAUCACCCAGGCACCCGUUGUACAACCGACAACGAAUGUUGACCUUCUUGGAGGUGAUCUAGACAUCCUGUUGAGCGGUCCAAGUCCUGACCUAACCACUGGAGUCCAACCGUCCACAACCGGUCUCUUGGGGGACAUAUUCAUGUCUACGACACCGGUCAAGUUCAACCCACCAAAAUCCUGCUGGUUGCCUGCUGAAAAAGGAAAGGGUUUGGAAUUGUUCGGUACCUUUUCUCGUAGAGGAGGCCAGAUGGCCAUGGAACUAACGAUAACAAACAAAGCUAUGCAGGCCAUGAGCGGUUUCGCCAUACAGUUCAACAAGAACAGCUUCGGACUGGCCCCUGCCCAACCUUUGAACGUUGGGGCCCUACCUCCCGGUCAAAGUCUGGAAUAUCGACUCCUGUUGAACACCACCGGUCCGGUACAGAGGAUGGACCCCUUGACCACGCUUCAGGUGGCCAUCAAGAACAACGUCGAUGUUUUCUACUACGCCUGUCAAAUACCCCUCCAGAUUCUCUUCACCGAAGACGGUACCCUGGAUAAAAGGGUGUUUUUGACCACUUGGCGCGACAUACCGUCUGCCAACGAGGUUCAGUACACCCUGAACGAUCUGAGUGGUACUGCGGACAUGAUCUCGAACAAAAUGACCCAGAGCAACAUCUUCACGAUAGCGAAACGGAAUGUGGAGGGCCAGGAUAUGCUGUAUCAAUCCUUGAAACUCACCAAUAACAUUUGGGUCCUUCUGGAACUGAAACUGACCCCCGGUUCCACCACCGCCACUCUCAGCUUGAAGACGAGGUCUGUGGAGGUUGCCCCGUUUGUUUUCCAAGCCUACGACUUGAUCGUCAAAGCCUGAAAAUGAAUCGGGGAAGGUUAAGAUAUUUUUCGCUUCUUUAAUCGUGAUAACGUUAAAGUUAGAUUUAUAUAAGCUAUAAAUGUAUUCGAUCAUUGUGGUAAUCUGAUUACUUUACAGUGUGCAUCAAGAAAAUUACCUUCGACGUAUUGUUACAUUACCUUUUGCUAUGUUUUGGUAAUAUCGAUUGCAGUUGACUUGAAACGCACUGUAUUGGAAAUUAUCGUAAUUUAGAUGAAAAACUUUCGUAUUUUAUUCGAUUUCUGUUCAUUCCAUGUAUAAAAUAAUAUUAUAUAAGUACUGAAGUUGAAGUAUUUUAGUUGACUUUAUUCUAUAAAAAAUUGUGUAGAAAAAUAAUAAAUGUUGAACUUUUUA
This is a messenger RNA of Coccinella septempunctata (seven-spotted ladybird), 3280 nucleotides long. It is a transcript of the gene AP-1-2beta, whose product is annotated as AP-1 complex subunit beta-1. Gene Ontology annotation, cellular component: membrane coat; clathrin adaptor complex. NCBI's taxonomy places the organism in Eukaryota, Metazoa, Arthropoda, Insecta, Coleoptera, Coccinellidae. Bases 167 to 2908 code for a protein of 913 amino acids. Gene Ontology annotation, biological process: vesicle-mediated transport; intracellular protein transport. Gene Ontology annotation, molecular function: clathrin binding. The transcript has 12 exons. The record is from RefSeq and is a predicted model, not a curated record.